AGAGCCAUAAAGUCACCAUAGGGAGGCUCCCCGACACUGAAACAUGGCCAGAGCAGGGCGAGGGGGACGUGGUUUGGGGCUUGGGUUGUGGGGUUGUGGGGGUGCUCUGUUCCCCAUAGCAGAGUCUCCUUGGUGAGCUCGGCGGUGCGGCGCUGGAGAUGUGCGUGCCCCCACUGCUUGGCAGGUGUUGUUAAUCUGGGGAACCCGAGGUGGGGAGGUGGGGGAUAAGGGAACCCUGAGGGUUGCGGGGCGAUGCGGUUGGUCUUUUGGGGGUAUUUUUGGGGUGAGGGAUUUCAACCUCUUUGCUCCGGGGGAGGAGAGCCAGGAGCACUGGGGAGGGAGUCUGUCACCCGAGGGGUGGCUGUCACUAUGGCACUAUGGCAUUGCAGCAAAAGAGUGAUGCUGUGAUGGGUAUUUGGGGCUCUAGGGUUGGCCAGCUGCCCACCCUGCGCAGAACAGGGGAGCCCCGGCAAAAUUUGGGGCUGAGCUGCCUGGGAAUGAGCAUCCUGGGGGAGAAGAUGGCAUUUGGGACCUUUGUGAGGUUCUGCCAACCCCACCAGGACCCAGAGGCGUUGGGGAAGCGGGUGCCACAUCCCUACCCAGGGGUACAGAGGGGAGCUACGGCCCCUCCGCACCCAAAGGGACGGGGAUCCCAGUGGGUGUCCCCGCUCUGGGGCCCUGUCCUCCUCCAGGGGACCCAUCCCGCUGGGUGCGGCAUCUCCACGGCCACAUCCCAGGAGAUGCCCUAGAAAACAGGUCGUGCUCGAACGUCUCUUUGAGGCGGCCUCCUCCCUGGCUGCCACCUCGGGGCUGGCAUCCCCGCUCCGAGAUCCACCGGGUGCCCCGGGACGGGCUGCGAGGUGCUCCAUCCCUGUCCCCCCCCCCCGUGUCGAGCCCAGCCCUGCCCUUCCUCGGGGACGCUCCGAGGGGUAAAUAAGCGCUUCCUCCAAUUCUUCCCAUUCAGAGCUCCUUCCCUUUCCUGCCUCCCUCCCGCUUCGGUGCAAGGAGCCGGUCCCAGAGCCGCGAGGGCGGGCACCGGCACCACGGGUGCCAUCGCCCAGCGUGGGGUCCCGGCACCCAGCACGGGGUCCGCAGCUCCAUGACCCCAAGCACGAAUGGCUUUGGCUUCUCCCCAGCUGGAGAGCUGCAACGUUCACAGAUCCUGACUCGUCCCACUCUGAACCCCAGUCCCCAGCUCAUGGUGGGUCGGGGGCUGGCGGGGAAGGGGCCGUAAUGCGGAGGAGGUCAGGGGAGAGGCGGCUCCCAGGCCCUCCGCUGAUCCCCGGAUGCCUCCAUCUCUGAACCGGGGCAGGAAGGAGGACUGAACACGGCCAAGCGCUGUCCCAGGCCGGAAGGGGGCUGGCGGGGGGCCGGGGCGUGCAGCGGGGACGCAGCUGUGCAAACAAGGACGCAGCGGCUCGGGCGGAGGGAACGGUGCCAAGCGCCUGCGUUUGCAGGCUCCAAAGGUUCUCCCUUGUGGUUAACGAGGGCGAGCUUGCCCAAGGGUGCCCCGUGGUGCGGGGGGGAGCCAGGUGCACCCCGUUCUGCUGGGGGGUACCGAAGGGUGUUGCUUGGCUGACAUUGGGUGCGAUGAGUCCGGACGCAACAGCCGGGUCGGGGGCUCGCAAGGAGCCGGUUUGGGUUCUUGGGGCGUCUCAGCCUCCCGCUGUGUUGAUAAACCCCAAAGAGCGACCUGAGGCUGCUGUCUGAGUGUCAGGAACAGAAACCAGCCGGGACCAACCCAGCCGGUCGGACUGCCCCCUCCAUGCGCCGGAGGAAGCUGCUAGCAGCAUUCCUGGGAUCGGAAUCAUCUGCGGAGCACCGGGCACGGGGACACGAGCGGCGACCGGGUCGGAGAGCCCAGGGGAGGGCUGCGGUGUCCCCACCGCACUGCCCGCAGCAGCUGGACGGAGCGAUGGGGAUGGACGGACAGAAGGACAGGCUGUAGGACUGGGAGAGCGGCGGGUGCUCCACGAUCAAAGGGCGGUGAGGCGCAAAGCUUCGUCAGAAGGCGGCUUCAUUAGCACUGGAGGCCCUCCAGGUCGCACUCAACAAUGUCGCUGUCCUCGCGGCCGCAGCGCCGAGUCCUCGUCGCCAAGAUCAAUAGGAGCCAGUCGUUCGCCGGGGUGAACUCGACAGCAGAGCGGCCCUUCAGCAGGAACCUCUCACCCUUCACGCCCACUGUCUCCCGCAAGACUGGCUCCAGGGUCAGUAGGAUGUUCUCAAUGUCCCACAAAUCCCCACCACCCAAGGUGCCUCAGCCCAGCCGCCUGGAUGAGGUGUACGAAGCACUCAAGAAGGGCCUGACGGCCUACCUGGAGGUCCACCAGCUGGAACUGGAGAAGCUCAGCACCCAGAUCCGUGAGUCCAAGAGGAAUUCGCGCCUGGGCUUUCUCUACGAUCUGGAUAAGCAAGUGAAGUCAAUCGAGCGCUUCCUGCGUCGCCUGGAGUUUCAUGCUAGCAAGAUCGACGAGCUGUACGAAGCCUACUGCAUCCAGCGGCGGCUCCGCGAUGGGGCCCACAACAUGGUCAAAGCCUACAGCACGGGCUCGCCGGGCAGCCGAGAGGCACGCGAGAGCCUGGCUGAGGCCAGCAAAGGCUACAAGGAGUACACAGAGAACAUGUGCCUGCUGGAGAGCGAGCUGGAGAGCCAGCUGGGAGAGUUCCACGUCCGGAUGAAAGGGCUGGCAGGUUUCGCCCGGCUCUGUGCUGGUGACCAGUAUGAGAUCUUCAUGAAGUACGGGCGGCAGCGCUGGAAGCUGCGGGGACGCAUCGAGGUGAACAGCAAGCAGGUGUGGGACAGCGAGGAGAUGGUUUUCUUGCCUCUCAUCACCGAGUUCCUCUCCAUCAAGGUGACGGAGUUAAAGAGCCUGGCCAACCACGUGGUGGUGGGCAACGUGUCCUGUGAGACCAAGGACCUCUUUGCAGCUCUCCCCCAGGUAGUGGCUGUGGAUAUCAACGACUUGGGUACCCUCAAACUCAGCCUGGAGGUGACCUGGAACCCCUUCGACAAGGACGACCAGCCCUCGGCAGCCAGCACGGUCAACAAGGCCUCCACGGUGAACAAGCGCUUCUCCACCUAUAACCAGAGCCCACCCGACACGCCGUCCCUGCGGGAGCAGGCUUUCUACAACAUGCUGCGGCGUCAAGAGGAGCUGGAGAACGGCACCGCUUGGUCCAUCUCCUCUGAGUCGUCAGAUGACUCCUCCAGCCCCCAGCUGUCCAGCAGCACUCGCCACGCCGCCCACAAGCCCAUCGUGCAGCCCGAGGUGCAGGCCUCGGCCCCCGCCAUCGAGAUCUCCUUCUCACAGCAGCAGGAGGAGACUGGGGCUGGCGGUGGCAUCCCCAGCGGGACAGAUCUGCCCGGGCCCCCAGAGGAGCAGAACAGCUGCAAGAAGGAUGCGGUGGCCAACGGGCACGUGCCCUACACCCGGACUCUCAGCCACAUCAGCGAAGCCAGCGUGGACGUGAGCAUGGAGGCCAAGGCCAUGGAGAGCCCUUGGGAACCCUCUCCCAGCCUGGAGGAACACGAUGCGGGCAAGAUGGACGAUGACUCCCUCCCUGGUGCCUCGAAUUCGGUGCCAGCGGCCUGGGCAGGGCAGGACAGUGGCCCCGAGGCCAAACCACGUGCCAUGGUGGCAUGGGCUGAAACAUGUGAGGUGGAGGCUGAGCCGGCGGCGAGCCCAGCACCAGCGCAGGACGUUUGUGGAAGCGAGGCCCCCACGCCGGACGUGCUGUUGGCACCGGCCCCCACACAGGAGGGGCCUGCCCCAGCCCCACACCUGGCCACCAGCCCCCCAGUGGCCCCACGGGUGAAGGCCGUGGACUCGGGGUUGGAGGAGGCCAUCAGCCUCCUGGCCUCGGCCCUGGAUGACUAUCGGGGACAGUUCCCAGAGCUGCAGCCCCUGGAACGGGAGCUCAAACACCUGGAGGAGAUCCUGCUGCGCAAGCAGGGUGUGUUCCUCAGCCGGGCCUCCAGCAUCAGCCUCACGGUGGAGCAUGCUCUGGAGAGCUUCAGCUUCCUCAACACCUCCGACAUGGAGGACUCGGAGGGCUCUGAGGAAGAGGCUCUCCAGGAUGAGAGGAGGGCCAGCAGAGCGCGGCGUGGAAGCAGAGCUCCCAGCACUGGUGAGGUGGGAGCAGAUGACACUGGAACGUGCAGCGGCUCCGAGGGCAGCGCUGACCCCAUGAGCACGGGCAAUGAGUUCCUGGAUAAGGCCCUGGUGCUUCACCUCCACAACUGCAACCACCUGCUGCUGAGCCUGGGCACCUUUGGGCCACUGCGGUGCCGGGAGAUGUUCGCCCUGGACAGGCUGCUGCGGGAGGCGCAGGUGCUGGAGAUCGUGUGCCAACUGAUGGAGGAGCGGUCGGAAGCAGCAGGCUCUGCUGCCGGAGUGGUGCAGUUCUCAACGCGGAAAGAAGGGGUGCUGCCCCUUUGGGACCGCUGCGUGGAGCUGCCCAACGUCUACACCUGCCCCGUGGAGCGGUUCCUGCAGGUGCUCAGUGCCCAGUACGCAGCGCCCAUCAGCGAGCGGCACCCGGGACUGGCUGAUGCGGUAUGUGUGAAGCUGGUGGAAGAAGUGCUGAACCGGAGGCUGCCACGGCGGCCCGGCGGCACCCAGGGCGAGCAGGUCACCAUCUUCCAGUACUGGAGCCACUUUGAGUCCCUCGGAGCCCUGGUGCUCGACACCUAUGUGAUGGAGCUGGCGGAGGAAGUGCUGCUGGCGCAGAACCUCAACUCGGACGACCAGGACGUGGUGCUGCGGGCACUGAAGCGUGUGCCCGAGGGCCGCCUGAAGAAGGAAGGGCUGAAGGCGCUCAGCUUGCUGCUCGUAGAAGGCAACAGCAAGGUGGUGAGCGCCGUGUCGGCACAGCUCCGCAGCCUGGCAGAAAACCCUCGCUUCCGCCAACGGGCCCUCGUGUGCUUCCUGGGCCAGCUGGAGGAUGAGGAGGUGCAGACGCGCGUGGCCGGGUGCGCGGCGCUGGGCUGCCUCAAGGCCAAGGAGAGCAUCGAGCAGCUGAUUUACCUGUGCCAAACCGACAAGGAGCCUGUGCGGGAGGCAGCCAAGCAGAGCCUGAUGCUGUGCGGGGAAGACGGCAAAUCAGCGCACCGACGCCUGGAGGAGACCCUGGACAGCCUCCCGCGGAUCUUUGCACCAGCCAGCAUGGCCAGCACAGCUUUCUGAGACGCCGCACAGAGCCACCCGCCCGCCAUCCCUCGAGGGCAAAGGCUCCGCUGGGCCGCACACGGGCUCGCACGGACCGGGCCCAGCCGACGGCCCCGCUCACAGCAGCACCGCAGCAUCACCCCGCCGGCCGCACACUGCCUUACGGAGCACCGCUUCCCCCGCCCCGCGCAGCGGCCACGCGGGGUGCCACGCACGCACCCCCGGGCGAGGAGGGGCUCGCUGCACACCCCACCCUUGGAAUGCUAUUGAAAACACACAGGGAAGCCCACCCUUCGUGCUACAGCUGCUGGGAUCGGAGCGGCAGGGAGACGCAGCGGGUUCCUCGGCCUCGUGGCCUCCUGUCGCUCAGGGGCACGUGCCCUACCCUGGAAGGACCCGCGCUUCGGAAGCGAUGCUGUUUCUUUCCAGAAGUCGCCUGGGCUGGGAGGGAACCGCUGCCCUUCGGAAGUCCCCCAGGACUUCAAUAAAACGAGAUAUGAGAUAUUAAUAUAUUCUGCUGGCCUUUCUUCUUUCCAGCUCCGCAUGCUCCUGUCCCUCCCCGGCGGUGGCUGCAGGGAGGCACGGCCCCAGCCCACGGCCCUUCCCCUCCCAGCUGUGGAGGGCAGGGGCAGGAGGAGCGACAGAGGGACAGACAAGAGGGACAGACGGACACUGCCACCUUCUCCCUUUCGUUGUCGUUCGUUUUAUUUUAUUUUUUAUUUACAGAUGUUUUUUUGGUUUUUUUUUUUUUGCAGAAAAAAAAAAAAGCGCAACAAAUUCUUUUCUAUAAUGUCUCUAUAAAUCUAUAUAUAAUGUAAUUACAGAGGACGACUAAUUUUGAUUUUAAAGCAGAAAUAAAAAGCAAACCUUUCGUGA
Molecule: messenger RNA, 6044 nt
Organism: Numida meleagris (helmeted guineafowl)
Lineage: Eukaryota; Metazoa; Chordata; Aves; Galliformes; Numididae
Gene: RIPOR1
Product: RHO family interacting cell polarization regulator 1
Exons: 22
Coding region: 2055-5186 (1043 amino acids)
Source: RefSeq, a predicted model, not a curated record